AUGUUUGGACCAAGUCUAUUCACUUUCCUAGUCGUCUACAUCUUCACCUUCCAACGCACUCUCUAUGGACAGCUCAGAGUGAACUUCUUUCUCACUGAAGGAAUCUGUGGACCCACUUUUACACUCUUUGAUUAUCCUUCCAGUAUCGUCUUUCCUGUCGAAGCCAUGCAAAGUUUGGAAGGCUGGAACCAACCUGGUGCCCCACCAGCUGUGCAAAUAUAUUACUACUUCUUCAGAAUUCCAGGUUGCAACCUGAGACAGAACGGGCGAUCUAGCGCCGUGUUAGCCGCCCUGAGCACAAUGAAUGGCACAGCAGCCCUGGAUAACGAGUUUGCUGUCUUCAUUGGCUCAUCCAGGACAGGCGACUGUGGCCUUGUGUCUGAUUGGAUAUCCCUGGGUGACCAGGGUGAUUUGCAAGACCUUGGCCUCUAUGAAAUCAGCUAUGUAUGUCGUAGGAACAUUAGGGCUGAGGCCCUUGCCACCGUAGUCGACGGUGAUGACCGAAAACCCUUCGGAGCCUAUAUGAACUCUUUUAGCACGGCGUUGAAUACGAGAAAGUAUCUAAAGGCUUUGACUGUUUUGUUGUACAGAUAUCGCUGCAAGUACGUUGUUAUGUUUUAUGAGCUCAGUUCCGAUAUAACGGACAAUGAAUUUUUCGCCAAUGAGUUGUCAGUCUUAUUGGCCAAAGGUGAAUACGAUAAUUUUGAAGUCAACUACGGUACCAAUGAGAUCCGCGGUCUGUACGACAUGUUCAUUUUCUCUCUUAAUCUGGAGGUUUCACGCGGCCGCCGCAAUGUCUCCCAGAUGACUUUCGAUGAGAUUUUCCUCCUGACCGAUGUAGUUCUUUGGCCACUGAUUGCGGUACAGCGUGUGGCCGACAAGGUUUGGCCUGGGGACAGCAAUGGGCCUAGUCGCAACCCCUGCCUAAUUUAUGACUGUGAAAUGGCCGGCAGCGUUCAGGAAAUUACUCUCAUUAUAUUGGGAGGAAUAAUCAUCAUCGGGGUGAGCAAUCUGGCCAGGAUUGUCUACGUUAGGUAG
Messenger RNA from Dibothriocephalus latus, 1038 nucleotides. Lineage: Eukaryota; Metazoa; Platyhelminthes; Cestoda; Diphyllobothriidea; Diphyllobothriidae. The record is from the annotation of a GenBank genome assembly.